GUGACGGAUUUUCUUUGGGGUGAUACUAGCAAGGAGGAGAAGAAGCUGAUUCGCAAGCUUGUUGAAGACCGGCAAGCCUUCGCGAACGCAUAUGUGGCCGGACUGAAAGAGGCCCUUGAACUUACUGGAAACCAGUACAAUGUCCUCCUCUCGAUGGCUUCGGCCGGCAUGCUGGUCGGCCAAAUCCCCAGCAGUCUCAUCAUCCAAAAGCUUCGACCCCGGAUAUGGCUUUCGGCUAUGGUAGUCGUGUGGGCCGGCCUCACCAUGGCCAGCGCCGCCUGCAAGACAUACUCUCAGCUCUGUGCUGUCCGCUUUCUAAUGGGAUUGGCUGAAGCAAGCACAUACGCUGGCUCCAUCUACAUCAUGGGCUCAUGGUACAAAUCUGAUGAGAUCGCGAGGCGAACUGCAAUGUUCACUGUCGCGGGUCAAGUCGGCAAGAUGUUUGCCGGUGCCAUGAUGGCGGCGAUCCACGAAUCGAUGGAGGGCCACGGAGGACUCCAAGGCUGGCAAUGGGUCUUUCUCAUAGACGGCAUCAUCACGGUGCCCACCGCACUCUUUGGAUACUUCUUUUUCCCUGACCUUCCGGAGAUUACCGAGGCACCCUAUCUUGAUGAGAAGGAACGCCAGCUAGCCCUUGAUCGGUUGCCGCCAAAGCGUGAGGAUGGGCACAACAUCGAGGCAUGGAGCCUUAUCAAGAGAGUGCUCGGCCAACCUUUGAUCUACAUCUGCUGCACUUUCUCGGUGCUUUCCACAGCUAUGCAAGCCUAUAUUGUGCAAGGUUUAAUGCUUCUUUACCUGAAGUAUCGCAAAGACAUGGAUGGUUUUAGCCAAUCCCAGGUCAACACCUUGCCAAUCGCUACGCAUGCUAUUGGUAUUGUUGCAGAACUCUCGUCGUCGUUAGCGAUCGAUCGAUAUAACCAGAGACUCACCAUCGGAUUCACUCUCUGCGCUAUUCAGAUUAUCUGCUCAAUUGUCCUACUGGUUCCAAACAUGUCUGUACCCGGAAACCUAACCGUUCUCUACCUCUCCUCAACGUCUUACGGUAUCAACCCUCUGUUGUACAGCUGGUCAAGUAAUAUCGUUGCCCGAACCGCCGAUGAUGCUGCCCGCAGUGUCAUCCUCGCUUCGAUGGCCGCUAGUGACGGGCUGCUGUGGACGUUUUGGGGCAUUGUCUUGUAUCCGGCUGACGACGCUCCGUAUUGGCGCAAGGGGUACAUUGCCAUGAUUUGUAUCAGCACAGCUCUUGCAAGCUGGCUUUUCGUUGUUCGUUGGCUCGAUGGGUACACGGCAAAAAAGUACUCUGGAGACUGUUCUGAUUCUUCGAAUCCUGUGGUUAUCGAGGUUGAUAACUCGGCCAAGUAG
Messenger RNA from Fusarium vanettenii 77-13-4, 1362 nucleotides. RefSeq lists its product as uncharacterized. The annotation marks the transcript as partial. Gene Ontology annotation, cellular component: plasma membrane. NCBI's taxonomy places the organism in Eukaryota, Fungi, Ascomycota, Sordariomycetes, Hypocreales, Nectriaceae. Gene Ontology annotation, biological process: pantothenate import across plasma membrane. The transcript is spliced from 7 exons. Gene Ontology annotation, molecular function: pantothenate transmembrane transporter activity. The record is from RefSeq and is a predicted model, not a curated record.